Molecule: messenger RNA, 657 nt
Organism: Mycotypha africana
Lineage: Eukaryota; Fungi; Mucoromycota; Mucoromycetes; Mucorales; Mycotyphaceae
Product: Abscisic acid G-protein coupled receptor-like domain-containing protein
Exons: 4
Coding region: 1-657 (218 amino acids)
Source: RefSeq, a predicted model, not a curated record
AUGAAGUCUGAUUUAGAUGAACUUGAACGAGGAAGGGCCAAAAGUAGAUUCAACCAAACUGUCAAAGGAAAAUUAUACUAUUUGAUAGAUAGACUAUUCUCCGUGUAUUGCAUUUACAAACUCAUUUCAACUGCCAUCAACGUUGUUUUUCAACGCAACACAUCAGACCCCAUUACCAAUGCCUUAUCUAUCAUGAUAUCUCACUUGGACAAACAUAGCCAUCUUGAAAUUAAUAUAGACCGAUCAUUCUGGUCCCAGCAACUCAGUUUUUGGUUUGCAGGCAUCAUUGUGUUCAGCUCUGUACGUGGCUGUCUAAAGCUGCUGACAAAAAUCCUACAUAUCUUUACAUUCAAGAUUACAUUCUCACAAGCCAACAUUCUGCUCUCUGUAUCGCAUAUGAUGGGAAUGUAUUUCUUGAGCUCCAUCUUGAUGAUGCAAAUGAGCUUACCACCUGAAUAUAGAUAUCUCAUGUCAAGUUCGCUGCAAUCCAUUGAAUUUGAGUUUUUCAAGCACUGGUCAGAUAUCAUCGUUGUCAUUUCAUCUCUCGUUUCAUUUUUUAUUAUUUAUAUUUUGCAUACAACGCAUGACCCUAAAGCAAUGGCAGUCGAUUUUGCUGAUAUGGAGUUGCUCUCUGUUGAAAGCGGGGCUGGUCGCUAG